AUGUUGACAUUGCAGAGGAGAUUUCCUUCUGUAGUUGUAUUUUAUGAUCAUCUGGUAUCGCAGUUCCCAAUACCAGGGAGCCUCACAUGCUUGGAGGGAAGCUCGGAAAGUGCUGAAUGGAGGAUGGAUGGAAUUCCUGACCUGAUCAAGGUGCAAAGAGAGGAGAACAGUGGUUUGUUUGGUUCCAGACUUCCAGCGGUUAGAACUGUGGACAAGGGUGAUGAUUUGGUCAUUGUUCAACAAUGGACUGUUAGGAUGUUUCUUAUUGAUAUGUCAGAAAAUCCAGUAGGUGUUAAUGGAAUUGCCAUAUGA
Sphenostylis stenocarpa is the source of this 312-nucleotide messenger RNA. Lineage: Eukaryota; Viridiplantae; Streptophyta; Magnoliopsida; Fabales; Fabaceae. The record is from the annotation of a GenBank genome assembly.